AAAGUUUGGUAAUAUUCUGCCCAGUAGUUUUCAUUUUAUGGCCAUUUCAAAGUGGAACUUUAAUUAUAAACACCCUGUAUUGUAAAUGCCAAUAACUAGUAAAAUUUUUAUUCACUCUGACUCAGCUGGAAAUAAACUCGUGACUCCCAUCUAUCAUCUGACCUCCUCGAAUUCUAUAUCCGAAAUUUAAUAGCAUCAAUGCCUCUUAUAUACAAGUCGGAAUGCCAAAUUUCGUUCCUCAAUCUUAAUCCUUUGAGGAUUUUUGAGUAUUACAUAUAAGUUUAAUUUUAUAUAAACUUUUAUAUAAAUACGAAAUGUUUAAACGUCAAAUAUAUCUUAGAAAACAAAACUAAUUACCGGAGGAUUUGUUUCUAGUUCAACACGAAUACUAUUUCAUGAGCUUGAUACAUCCACCAUAGACUUGAGGAUGUAUCAUGCUCGUUCCUGAGGUAGAACACCCAUGAAUAUUGUUGGAUUCUUCUGUUCCUCGGCUGUAAGAACGGCAGCUGAACCCUUAACUACUCGGCCAUCCGAACAAUUAAAUUAAGGCGUCAGACUGACCCUCUUGUUUGUAAAAGACUGUUCGUGCUCCCAAGGUAUAAACAGUUUAAAAACAAUUAGAAAAUUGAAUGUCUUAGAUUAAUUUUACUUUAUUCUCAAUAAGGAGAAUGGUUACCAUUUGAGUAAUUAAUAUUAAAUUGAAUUUUUAAUUGAUUUUGAUAAUAGUAACCACAGCUGUUCUUUGGACGAAAUAAUACCCGAAGAUUACAAGAACACAGAGGCACCUCGUGAGAAUGGCAAAGCGGUUAAUGUUUACAUCGCUGUCAAGGUUUGCGAUAUUUAUGACUUGGACGAGUCUACAAUGGAUUUCCACAUUCAUAUGUAUUUCAAAGAUUACUGGAAAGAUGACAGAUUAAAUUUAAAAUGUCUUCAGAAGGAUAACGGAAGACCCAGCAUCCUUCCCUUAGAAAUUCAAAAGAAAAUAUGGACUCCCGACAUUUUUUUCGAAAAUUGUAUUUCUGGAAAGCUCUUUAAAAUUACUCUACCCAAUAUAGCAAUGAAGAUUUUACCUGAUGGAUAUAUUUAUCGUUAUGCCAGAUACGAUUUGCGUAUAAGUUGUCCCAUGGAUCUCCAUCGGUAUCCACUGGAUCUGCAAGUCUGUAGCAUCAGGAUCUCUUUAUUCUCCUUUCCUGAUGAUAUGGUGACUCUUCAUUGGAUGGAAGAUGCAGGAGGACCCAGUUCUUUUGUGAAAAGUAAAAAAUCCAUCGUUUACGAUACGGAGAUCAUAUUGCCCCAAUUCAAAAUAACCAAAACUACUACAGAAAAGGAAGUCAGUUCAUGGAAUACAGGUAACUAUACCACUUUGAAAGCGAUAUUCUUUUUCGAUCGCAUGAUAACCGCUCACUUGAUCAACACCUACAUUCCGAGUACAUUGAUAGUGGCACUAUCUUGGCUCUCAUUCUGGUUGGACGUAGGAGCAGUACCCGCAAGAGUCACCCUAGGAGUGACUUCGCUCUUAACACUAGCAACCCAAAUAGUACAGAGCAGGAAGAACUUACCUCCAGUUUCAUACGUCAAUGCAAUGGACGUCUGGCUCUUCGUCUGCUUAAAUAUGGUUUUCGCCACUUUAAUGGAGUAUGCAAUCUCGUAUUACAUGACCAACUAUGCGGCGAAUAAAUUCGAAAACUGGUUUCGUUCUUGGAAGCAGAAAUUAAUGAAUGUACGUAUUAUGGACGUGAAGGAAAAGUCUCGACAAGGUUGGGUUGGAACAGAGAAGACAAAUAAAAAGAAAGUCACGAAUUCAAACAAAGAAACUGCCAAAGUUUCUGUAAAACAGGUUCAAGUUUUGGACGGAAUAUGUAGGAAGCUAUUUCCGAUUACAUUUUUUAUCUUUGGUAUUAUUUACUGGAUAUAUUUUGGCCUUAUCUGUGAAGAUAACAAUUAAAAAUACAGUCAAAUUCAUGAUGAAUUGGAGAAUAACACUUGAAUGAAAGAAAUGAAGAACGAAUGCGAUUUAGGAGAUUGAAUUACACGAAAUUUGAAGCACUAGGAAACAUGAUUUUUGUCUCUAUUAAUUUAAUUACAGUUUCUAAUGUAUUUUGGAAUGCUAAUGCAAAAAUAAUCCACAAAAUUCUCCGUCAUACAAGAAUUUUUUAUAUUUUUAAAUUUUAAGAAAAAAUGUAAAUUACGGGAACAUAUAUUUAAAAAUAAAGAUUCUUUUGCCCACAAAAAUUAAGAAAAAUUUUAUAUUAUUUGAAAAAUAGAGCAGUUAUUGAUGGAUAAUUUGUGCCAAUUUUUUAAGGUUAUCGCAUGCUUAGGUGUGUUUACAAAAAAUUACUGCGAUUUGUGUCUGUGGAACAAUCAGGAAACAAACAUUUUGUUAAAGAUGAGAGAGAAGAAUAUAUACCUGGAGAAAGAAAUAUGUGCCGCUGAUAGACCCAAAAAAAGAUUUUUCUUUCUCCUCUUCACAUUAAACUUGCGUUAAUGAAAAACUUCGCGAAAGCCUUGGGAAAAGAUGGAAGUGUGUUUAUUUAUCUUCAAGGAGUUUUCCCAAAUGUGAUAACAACAAAAUUGAUGGAAGGAAUGUCAGUAGAACCCGAAAUAAGAAAGCUUCUUUGAAACAAAUUCUUUCAGUCAAAGCUCCAACCCGUCGAAUUAGACACUUGGCGUUUAUUCAAGUCAGCGAUGAGUGGAUUUUUUAAAAAUAGAAGAGAACUAUGAAUUUCUAUGUUUGAAAAUGAGAU
Molecule: messenger RNA, 2744 nt
Organism: Centruroides sculpturatus (bark scorpion)
Lineage: Eukaryota; Metazoa; Arthropoda; Arachnida; Scorpiones; Buthidae
Product: glutamate-gated chloride channel-like
Exons: 7
Coding region: 863-1945 (360 amino acids)
Biological process (GO): regulation of membrane potential; chloride transmembrane transport; signal transduction
Cellular component (GO): synapse; neuron projection; membrane
Molecular function (GO): chloride channel activity; transmembrane signaling receptor activity; extracellular ligand-gated monoatomic ion channel activity
Source: RefSeq, a predicted model, not a curated record